UCGCAUCUGCCGUUAAGCUUACUCAUCUUAAACCUAUUCAGCCACUAAGCAUUCAGCUGUUACCGGGGAUGGUUGUGUAAAGAAUUGUGUUGUGUUCGCAUCAACUAAAAAACGAAUGAUUUCCAGUGUUAUUUUUUAGGUUUGAAUAUUGAUAUGCAGCUACUCAAAUGCUGGUAUGAAAUAGUGCAGAAUAUUGAAAAUAGCCGGGAAUUCAAAUUGUGAGGCCUUAUCUUCGAUACCUGCGUCUAAUUUCAAGUGUUAGUUGACAUGGAAAUCACUGAUUAACUCGUGAAAAAUAAACGAUUUUUCUUUCAAAGAAUAUUUUUGAGUGACAAAUUCCUAGAUGCCUGAAGGAAGGACUGGUGUUCUCAGGUGUUCAAUAUUGUAAAAGUAAAUGAGAAAGAAUUAAACCUAGAUUUUAUAGUUCUUGACGAAUCUCAGACGAUGAAUUCAAGCACUAAAAUGGUUUUGGAAAAUGUAGAAUUAUUUGGAAAAUGUAGGAAAAUCAAUUUAAAGUACAUUUAAAUUUUACUGUAUUUUCUAUAACAACGCCAUUGCGUUAAAAUUUGCCGCACCCACGUAGAAACCCACUGUACUAGAAACAAGCUCAAUUUGGUACGCUUAUGGACGUCUUCCGCCACGAUGUACGUGAUGCUUCGCAAGACGAAAGAGUCAGUAUUUGGACUUCUGCGGCGUCCAUAUAGCGGCAAGCAUCUCGUUGCUCUAAUAGGGGCGGCUGCACUUCUCAUUUGGCUCGUGUUUUUAGUGGCUGGAGAUUAUCCAACAUUUAGGUAUAGAUCAGAACCUAAUUUACUGUACCUGGAGAAAGCUCCCGAUGAUGCCGAAAAUGAGACCAGGGAGAUCGAUGAUCUAGGUAAGCCUGAACUCAAGAUUAAUCCUAUAACAAAAUUGGAUGUGGAUGCUGACACAGAAAAAAAUGACCCUGACUACAACUGGAGGAACCUUACUCCAGCGGAGAUCAGUCGUUUGUCAGUACUCGGUCGGCGCAUGUUCUUGAACGAAAACAUUGGCACUAAACAAGAUAGAAAUUUCACGAUCCAUAUCUGGAAUCAUAAAGAAUUUUCCGGUGAACUUGAUGAACGAUUUUUCAAAGUAGGCUCUUCUAAAAAAUUUGAUCCAUUUGAAGAUUGUUCUGUGAAUAACUGCAAAGUAACAUCACCAGAUGGUGACAUCAUGGCGGCCGACAUCGUGCUGUUCCACAUGCACCUUAUCCCGGGUCCCCCAGUUGACGUACCAAGAACCCCUGGACAGCUCUGGGCGUGGUUGGCUGACGAAAGUCCCUACCACGUAAUGAUGGUGUCGAGUGACCGCAACCUCAGCCAUUUCAACGGGUUUUUCAACUGGUCGAUGACCUACCGAAUGGACUCAAGUGUGCCAACACCAUACGGACGAACUGUUCCCCUGCCUAAAGAUGAGUACAUAUAUACAAUCGAUGAUUAUUAUAAAUUGAAGCAGAAAAAUAUAUCCUUGAUGGGCUCUAAUUGCGGAGGCAGCAACGAACGGUACACGUACUUGACCGAAUUGCAGAAACAUAUCGAGAUUGACGUGUACGGCGGGUGCGGGCCGCUCAAAUGCGAGGGACAUUUUUACACAAACUGCGACAAGUUGGACGACUAUAAGUUCUACUUGGCGUUCGAAAACUCAAACUGCGACGACUACGUUACAGAGAAGGUGUGGUGGAACGCAUUGAACAAGUCUGCUGUACCUGUGGUGAUGGGGGCGCCUAAACACAAUUAUCAGAAGCUGCUGCCCCCGAACUCUUUUAUUCACGUCGAUGACUUCAAAGGCCCCGAACAUCUGGCACAACACCUACAGUACCUCUUAGACCAUCCUGCCGAGUACCAGAAGUACCACUACUGGAGGAGACGGUACCGGGUACUCAACGAACACGGGUUCUUCCAGUCUCCCGUGUACCACAUGUGCAGACUUUGCGAGGCUCUCAACUACAACAACAAGACCGACCAGCGAGCAGACUUGGAGCAUUUCUUCGACAGCAACGAGCACUGUUACGCUGUGAAGAAAAGAGAUUAAAUAAUCAUUGAAGCCAUUCUUCGACAGCAACGAGCACUGUUACGCUGUAAAGAAAAGAGAUUAAAUAAUCAUUGAAGCCAUUCUCCGACAGCAGCGAGCACUGUUACGCUGUAAAGAAAAGAGAUUAAAUAAU
Messenger RNA from Hyalella azteca, 2185 nucleotides. Its product is annotated as 4-galactosyl-N-acetylglucosaminide 3-alpha-L-fucosyltransferase FUT6. Gene Ontology annotation, cellular component: membrane. Bases 643 to 2052 code for a protein of 469 amino acids. The transcript is spliced from 3 exons. Lineage: Eukaryota; Metazoa; Arthropoda; Malacostraca; Amphipoda; Hyalellidae. Gene Ontology annotation, molecular function: alpha-(1->3)-fucosyltransferase activity. The record is from RefSeq and is a predicted model, not a curated record.